Dioscorea cayenensis subsp. rotundata (Guinea yam) is the source of this 2161-nucleotide messenger RNA. RefSeq names its product protein ROOT PRIMORDIUM DEFECTIVE 1-like. Lineage: Eukaryota; Viridiplantae; Streptophyta; Magnoliopsida; Dioscoreales; Dioscoreaceae. The record is from RefSeq and is a predicted model, not a curated record. Gene Ontology annotation, molecular function: RNA binding. The transcript is spliced from 2 exons. The coding region runs from base 79 to 1374 and encodes 431 amino acids.
UCUCUACAAAUAAACCACAAUAAGGAAACGAAGCAAUGCUACAGUGAGCACUUCCAUCAUCCUCUCCAGAGAGCGAGCAUGCCGUCGCCGGCGAUCCUCCGGCCAUGGACGACCGCCAUGAACGCCCGCUCCUUCUCUCAAUCAACCUCAAUUCCGAAGAAGCUCCAGCGCGUCCGCGAUCACGCCUUCGACGACCACAUGGAGAUCCAGAAGAAGGUCCGCCGCGCUCUCAAGCUCCAAGAGUUCAUCCUCUCCCACCCCUCCCACUCCCUCCCCGUCUCCCGCCUUGACGCCCUUGCCCGCCGCCACGCCGCCUUCGCCCCCCACGAAUCCGGCUCCUUCCUCCUCCGCCACCCCCACGUCUUCCAUGUCUUCGAGCACCCCGUCCAGCGCGUCCUCUGGACGCGCCUCACUCCCCGCGCCAUCUCCCAGCUCCGAUCCGAGUCCUCCGCUCUUGUUUCCGCACUUCCUUCCACCGUUCUCCGCCUCCGCAAGCUUCUCCUCCUCUCCUCCCCUCGCCGCCGCCUCCGGCUCGAGCACGUCCGCCUUUCCCACCGCGAUCUCGCCCUCCCGGAAGACUUCGAGUUCUCUGUCGUCCUCGCCAACCCUCAAUUCUUUCGCCUUGUUUCUCCUCCCGGGUCCGACGAAUCCCGUCUUAAAUACAUUGAAUCCGUCCCCGCCCCCGACGAUCCCGACCUCACUGUCUGCGCCAUUGAGCGUGCCAGGGAGCUUGAGUACCGCUCGCGCGGCGGCGAUGCCGAGGACCUCCGCUUCUCCUUCACAAUCAAUUUCCCCCCGGGCUUCAAGAUCGGAAAGUAUUACCGGAUUGCCGUCUGGAAGUGGCAGCGGCUGCCUUAUUGGUCCCCUUAUGAGGACGUCUCUGGUUAUGAUCUCAGGUCGCUAGAGGCGCAGAAGAGGAUGGAGAAGCGAGCGGUGGCAAUGAUACAUGAGUUUCUAUCGCUUACUGUGGAGAAGAAGACGACGUUGGAGAGGAUCGCUCAGUUCAGAGAGGCAAUGGGGCUGCCGAAGAAGCUUAAGGAGUUCUUGUUGCGGCAUCAGGGGAUUUUCUAUGUAUCAACGAGAGGGAACCAGGGGAAGCUUCACACUGUGUUCCUGAGGGAGGCUUACAGGAAGGGGGAGUUGAUAGAACCUCAUGAGUUAUAUCUUGCAAGAAGAAAGCUUGGAGAGCUGCUGCUGAUGAGCCCCAAGAAGGCAAAUUUUGACAGGAUGUUGACGAGCAUGGGGAGAGGGGAUGGAUUUAGUAGUGGUGGCAAUGGUAGGAGAGAGUUAUUUGGGGAUGACAAUGGUGAUGCAGAUGAAGAUGAUAAGGGUAGUGAAUCUGAUUCUGGGGUUGAGUCUGAGUUCGUUGAAUGAGGAUGUAGAACAUUGUGAUACAUUGGUUGUUGGAUGUGUUCUUGGUGUUGUUCUUUAUCGAGCAUCUUAUCCUUUUUUGAAAUUGGUUUAUUCUGCAGCAGCAAACGCAAAUCAUAACAUUGAUUUGAACAAAGCUGAUUUAUUCAUUAGUAAGGCCGAAGUCAAUGGAGGUUUUAUUGUGAUGAUUUAUGCAUCAAAGACUGGUUUGGUGAUGAUCUUGGGGGGUUGCAUUUUGAGAACAUGAAAGGAAGCUUGAUGAGCAUUUGCUUGUUAAUGAAGUUGUUGGAUUUCGGUGCUAAAGAUAGCUUCUUUAUGGAGUGUUAAGUUCAAGAGUCCAAAUUUUGACAAAAAAGGACUUAAUUUCGGAAGCUGGAUAUGAUUCGGUAGGAACACAGUAAUGUUGUUCAGCUCAGAUGAUAUUUGCUACACUGAAACUUCUCCGACAUUGUAAGCAAGAUACCUCCGCCGUGCCUGUAAGUCGGAAAUUAUCGGCAAUGCAGGUUAGUUAUCACUCAAAGUCUUUUCUGCUGACUUGAAUAACUUGAAGUCGACCUCUCCGAGCUCUUCAUCAUCGGUGACCAUAACAAUGAAGUCAGGUCUUAUUACUUUGAUUAUUAACCGUCUUCUUUGAUGAGGAAUUUCGCAGGUCCAUGGCCUUUCGAGAAAAUUUUCUUUUUUUAAUUUAUGAAUCAGUUAUAUAUUGGUUCAAAUUAUAAUUUUGAACAAAAUUAUCAUAUUAUUUUUACAUUUUGAGUUUUAUACUAGAAAUAAGCUAAUUCAUAUGAAA